Messenger RNA from Culex quinquefasciatus (southern house mosquito), 1122 nucleotides. RefSeq names its product protein-S-isoprenylcysteine O-methyltransferase (gene ste14). Gene Ontology annotation, cellular component: endoplasmic reticulum; membrane. Lineage: Eukaryota; Metazoa; Arthropoda; Insecta; Diptera; Culicidae. Gene Ontology annotation, biological process: C-terminal protein methylation. Bases 1 to 867 code for a protein of 288 amino acids. The transcript is spliced from 4 exons. Gene Ontology annotation, molecular function: protein C-terminal S-isoprenylcysteine carboxyl O-methyltransferase activity. The record is from RefSeq and is a predicted model, not a curated record.
AUGCUUUGCUACGAGGGCCGGCUGAGUUUGUACUGCUUCGUCAGUGCAAUCUUCAGCCUGGCGCUGCUGUGGGUCUUCUUCGAUUUGGGCAUCUUUGCCGAUCCGGAGUGGGCCGGUUUUUGGGCCCGGGUCGUCCUGCUGGCCGUGUACUACCUGGGACUGAACGUCGUCAUCUGGCUUAAGUUUGCCACCAAGGAUUAUCAGGUCGCCGUCCGGGCCACCUUCCUGGGGGCGGUGUUCGCGCUCGGAGUGGUCAUCUUCCAGGCUGGCGCGGACGAGUACCGGUCGUUCGGGGUGUACGGCACGCUGAUGGCCGUCUUCCACUACUCGGAGUAUCUGGGGAUUGCGUUCUGCAAUCCGAAAACCCUGUCGCCGGAUUCGUUCAUCUUGAACCAUUCGAUUCAUUAUGCGCUGGCGGCCGGAGCGAGUUGGUUGGAGUUCUUUGUCGAGGUGUACUUCUUUCCGGAAAUGAAAAUACACUAUAUUUUGUGGAUUCUUGGACUGGUGCUGUGUCUGGGAGGCGAAAUUCUGCGAAAGCUCGCGAUGAUUACUGCGAGCAAGAACUUUAGUCACAUUGUCCAGUUCGAGCGCACCCAGGGCCACGAGCUGGUCACGGACGGCGUGUACGGCCUGAUGCGCCACCCCUCGUACGUGGGCUGGUUCUGGUGGUCGAUCGGGACGCAGGUGGUGCUCGCGAAUCCGGUGUGCUUCGUGAUCUACACCGUCGCCAGCUGGAAGUUCUUCCACGAUCGCAUCUUCAUGGAGGAAAUUACGCUGCUGAACUUUUUUGGUGAGGAGUACUACAAGUACAAGCAGCGAGUGCCGACGGGACUGCCGUUCAUUAGGGGGUACAAGGUGGAGCUGUGAUAUAUCGAGCGAGCCGGCGACGAGCUGCCGGACGAGGUGGAGGGCGGUGGUCGGCUUGAAGAUGGGUGGACAAAUAGCAGGGAAGAGGGGGGAGACGAGGAUGAAGAUCGCAGAAAUAUGACGGGUGGGUUCUACCACGGUCGCAAUCGGCGCUAUUCCGGUAGCUACGAUAAUUUGUACGACGAGUCGACGAUUGUUUGAGCGAGUGAGUGAGAAAUGUGUAAAUAGGAAUGAUUCUUUUUUUUUCUUCUUUUA